Molecule: messenger RNA, 2959 nt
Organism: Orcinus orca (killer whale)
Lineage: Eukaryota; Metazoa; Chordata; Mammalia; Artiodactyla; Delphinidae
Gene: PPP3CA
Product: protein phosphatase 3 catalytic subunit alpha
Exons: 14
Coding region: 820-2385 (521 amino acids)
Biological process (GO): calcineurin-NFAT signaling cascade
Cellular component (GO): calcineurin complex; cytoplasm; cytosol
Molecular function (GO): calmodulin binding; calmodulin-dependent protein phosphatase activity
Source: RefSeq, a predicted model, not a curated record
CGGGGGCCGGGAGGAGGAAGGGGAGGAGGCGGAGGCGGGAGCGGUGGCGGCGGUGGUGGUGGCGGCGGCGGCGGCGGCGGUGGCGGUGGCGGAGGGUAGGUUGCGCCAGGGACUGUGUCUGCCGAGCUCCGCGGCUGUGCCUGUGUGAGUGAAGGAGCAGCGCGGGGAGGCAGAGGCGAGCGCGGCCGAGAGCGGCGGCGGGACGUCUCCGGCGGCCGCCUUUCAGCGGCGGUGCUCUGUGUGGGGAAGCAGUGGCAGCGGCAGCAGCGGCAGCGGCGGCAGCAGCAGCAGCAGCAGCAGCAGCGGCGGCCGCCUCUCCGCCGCCGGGGACGCUGAGGCGCGGCUGGUGGCACUGACAUCGGCGGCCCUGCCUCUCCUCCCUCGCCCCCGGCCCUCCCCAUGUGAUCGGUCUUAAUCCCGGCAGUGUGCGCGCGUGGGGCUCCAUUCCGCGGUGCCCGAUCUCCGUGCCGGGGUGGGUGCUCGUGUGUGCGCUUCCCCUCCCCAUCCCCCUUCCCCCAAGAAUAAAAGAAGAACCGAGAGGCGUGCUUAGAAAAUAAAUAAAUAACCACCACACACGCGCAGCCCGGAGCAGAGUCGGCGGGGCUGGCGGCGGCGGCGGAGGAGGAGUGAAGGCGGCGGCGGCGAAGGAGGAGGAGGGACGCGCGGAGAAGGCAGUAACUUUCAAGCCAGCUCAGAGCCCAGACCUCCAGCCAAGCGGUUUGCAGCGCGGCGGCGGCGUUGAGUGUCUGGCCCGCCGGUCCGGUCGGGGUGUGCAGUAGGACGGACGAGCAGCGCGUCGCUGUCCCCCGGCGGCCGGAGAUGUCCGAGCCCAAGGCAAUUGAUCCCAAGUUGUCGACGACCGACAGGGUGGUGAAAGCUGUCCCGUUUCCUCCAAGUCACCGGCUUACGGCAAAAGAAGUGUUUGAUAACGAUGGGAAACCUCGUGUGGAUAUCUUAAAGGCACAUCUCAUGAAGGAGGGCAGGCUGGAAGAGAGUGUUGCAUUGAGAAUAAUCACAGAGGGGGCUUCAAUUCUUCGACAGGAAAAAAAUUUGCUGGAUAUUGAUGCGCCAGUCACAGUUUGCGGGGACAUCCAUGGACAAUUCUUUGACUUGAUGAAGCUCUUUGAAGUGGGCGGAUCUCCUGCCAACACUCGCUACCUCUUCUUAGGGGACUAUGUAGACAGAGGGUACUUCAGUAUCGAAUGUGUGCUGUAUUUGUGGGCUUUGAAAAUUCUUUACCCCAAAACACUGUUUUUACUUCGUGGAAAUCAUGAAUGUAGACAUCUAACAGAGUAUUUCACAUUUAAACAAGAAUGUAAAAUAAAGUAUUCAGAACGCGUAUAUGAUGCCUGCAUGGAUGCCUUUGACUGCCUGCCCCUGGCUGCUCUGAUGAACCAACAGUUCCUAUGUGUACACGGCGGUUUGUCUCCAGAGAUUAACACCUUAGAUGAUAUCAGAAAAUUAGACCGAUUCAAAGAACCACCCGCUUAUGGACCUAUGUGUGAUAUCCUGUGGUCAGACCCCCUGGAGGAUUUUGGAAAUGAGAAGACUCAGGAACAUUUCACUCACAACACAGUCAGGGGGUGUUCAUACUUCUACAGUUACCCGGCUGUAUGUGAAUUCUUACAGCACAAUAACUUGUUAUCUAUACUCCGAGCCCAUGAAGCGCAAGACGCAGGGUACCGCAUGUACAGGAAAAGCCAAACAACAGGCUUCCCUUCUCUCAUUACAAUUUUUUCAGCACCAAAUUACUUAGAUGUAUACAAUAACAAAGCUGCAGUAUUGAAGUAUGAGAACAAUGUCAUGAAUAUCAGGCAAUUCAACUGUUCUCCUCAUCCAUACUGGCUUCCCAAUUUCAUGGAUGUUUUCACUUGGUCCCUGCCAUUUGUUGGGGAAAAAGUGACUGAGAUGCUGGUAAAUGUCCUCAACAUCUGCUCAGAUGAUGAACUGGGGUCAGAGGAAGAUGGAUUUGAUGGUGCAACGGCUGCAGCCCGCAAGGAAGUGAUACGGAACAAGAUACGAGCGAUCGGCAAGAUGGCCAGAGUGUUCUCCGUGCUCAGAGAAGAGAGUGAGAGUGUGCUGACGCUGAAAGGCCUGACGCCCACGGGCAUGCUCCCCAGUGGAGUGCUCUCUGGAGGGAAGCAAACCCUGCAAAGCGCUACUGUUGAGGCUAUUGAGGCUGAUGAAGCUAUCAAAGGAUUUUCACCACAACAUAAGAUCACUAGCUUCGAGGAGGCCAAGGGCUUAGAUCGAAUUAACGAGAGGAUGCCACCUCGCAGAGAUGCCAUGCCCUCUGACACCAACCUUAACUCCAUCAACAAGACUCUCGCCUCAGAGACUAACGGCACGGACAGCAAUGGCAGUAAUAGCAGCAAUAUCCAGUGACCACUUCCUGUUCACUUUUUUUUUUUUUUUUGGGAGCUGCAGGGCGUGAUGGGAUUGCUGCAUAUCAGCAGUUGGAUGUUCUUGCCUCUGAUGGUAGCUUACUUGCUCUGGGGCCAGGAGUUGGAUUCAGUUUACACUAUCAUUAGAAAAGAGGGAGAGAGAUAAUAAACUAUAUUUUGGUGAGGGUUAUGAUUAAACACCUCUUUUGGGUAUGCCUUUUAAAAAUGCUUAUAGGAAAAACAAUUUAAAAAGAAAGCUAAUGCUAGUAUAUACUGCAAUGUUAGGGGAAUGAACAUGUUUUCCUACUGCAUCGGGGACUUCUAGAUAGGUUAAUGAGAGGUCUUUUAUUAUGUUACUGGACACGAAAACUUUGUCUAAUUUCUUACUCUAUUGUACGUUUACAGUUGCAGCACUAAAAAUGGAUGACAUCAAACAUUUUUAACAAAAUGAUGUACAAACUAAAUAAGGACUAUUUAUUGAUAAUGUUUUGCUACUCUUGUCAGACAAUGGCUAUAAAAUGAAUUAGGCAGUCUUAAAAAAAAAAAAAAAAGCAGAAAAAGAAAAAAAAAAAGAA